Pecten maximus is the source of this 876-nucleotide messenger RNA. RefSeq names its product coiled-coil domain-containing protein 103-like. NCBI's taxonomy places the organism in Eukaryota, Metazoa, Mollusca, Bivalvia, Pectinida, Pectinidae. The transcript is spliced from 4 exons. The record is from RefSeq and is a predicted model, not a curated record. Gene Ontology annotation, cellular component: outer dynein arm. Gene Ontology annotation, biological process: determination of left/right symmetry; inner dynein arm assembly; epithelial cilium movement involved in extracellular fluid movement. Bases 136 to 852 code for a protein of 238 amino acids.
UCGUUUUAUUUGUUAAACUACAUUAUUAAGAGUUAAACUGACGCAGAUGAUAUCACGUGACAACGUGUCGGAGCAUGGUGGAGUUGGUAAGGACGCUUUUGAGAAAAAAUUGCUAAAAAACUUCCGCUGUCUAAGAUGUCAACACAGAAGCCGAGGUCUCAUGACGAAGAUUCUCUAAAUUUUGACAAAUUGGAAAAGGAAUUACAUGCAGCUGUAGAUGCAGAUAAGAGAUAUUGGCGAGAAAAUGAUGCAAAGUUUCGGGCGGUGGGACAAAAGGUGGAAACUUAUGAGGAGUUUCAAGACAUUGUCAAAGCAUCUCAUCUGAAACCAUUAGAGAAGGGAGACAACCUCAACAAUAUUGUGUUUGACCAGCCAUGGAAUUCACAUGCAAUUAAAAUGAAGAAUGCUGCACCCCUUAAAUCGACAGGAAGUGAUCUUCAACAGGCUAACAAUUUACCAAAAAACGGACAAGAAUUUGCAAGAGACUGGCGAAGACAUCACAAAACAGUGGAAAGUCAAUACGAUUACCUACUAAAAAUCGGAGGACCACGUCUUGGGGAAAUCUUUAAAACAGAGAUUAGUUUUGGACUUCUGGGCGAUAUUCUCACUGCUCUAUGUCAAGGAUUUUCAAACUCAGACUCAAGUGCUGUCCUGGCUGUUGUUCAUGGAUUAACUUCAGCCAACAGAUUCUCACUCUCGGUGCAGUUUUUGAGUUCAAAAGAAAAGCAAGUGUGUUCAGACUUAUUUCAUAAACUUAAAUCAUCAAAUGAGAAUCAAACAGAAGCUGAUGGAAAACACAUUCAAGAUCAAUUAAAUGAACUUGAAAAAAUAUACCAGCUAAAGUCUAAAUAAAUAAUGAAUUAUAUAUAUAUAUUU